AUGGUCGGUCUGCGCCGUGUGUCUACACGGAGCGGCGCACGUCUCUCGCCUGGGCGCGAGGUGCGCUCCGAGUCGCCUGAGCCGCACCUGGAGGAUGUGAGCGAGCCAGUGACGCCACCAGCGCUUGUGCCCUUGUUGGAGGACAAGGAGCUGACCGAGCCGAUGGGUGCACUGCACCUAUCGUCGCCCUAUACGGCUCUAUCGGCGGACCUGCAGCGCCUUGUGCGGGCGAUGGGAUCGCUGCAGCAGCGGCCGUUCCCAUCGCUCGAGCAGUGUGCUGGUCUGCAUGCGCCCGAGACGCCGAAGCGUCGCGCUCGGCCCGGGCUAAAGCGCGAGCACUCGGCUCUGCUGGGCGAGGUGAGCCCCGCGUUCCGGCACUUUACGCAGCAGGUGCUCGUGCAAACACGGCUGUCGCCGACAACGCUGUGCCUUGCCUUGCACUAUGUGCACAUGCUUCAGGGCAUGCUAUGGUCGGAUGCCGGCAGCGCUGACACCGAAGUGGCACUGGCCUUGCUCGCACAGCCACCGCCCACAGCGCCAUUCAAGCUGCUGACGCUGGGGCUCAUGAUGGCAAACAAGUUUUUGGACGACAAUACAUUCCUGAACAAAACAUGGCACGAGGUGACUGGCAUCCCUCUCGAUGAGCUGAACCGGAUGGAGGCCUUUUUCCUGUGCCGCACCCAGUUCCACCUGUCUGUCUCGGACUCGGCAUGGCGCCAGCAUCUGCAGGCGAUGCGUGCCGAGGCCUACGCAAAUGCGGACGAUGUGUCUGACGACGAAGAUCAUGUCGGCAAGACACUCGACCGUAUGCUCGUGGACCAUGUACCCGGUUUGUGUGUGUAA
Molecule: messenger RNA, 843 nt
Organism: Malassezia sympodialis ATCC 42132
Lineage: Eukaryota; Fungi; Basidiomycota; Malasseziomycetes; Malasseziales; Malasseziaceae
Exons: 2
Coding region: 1-843 (280 amino acids)
Source: RefSeq, a predicted model, not a curated record